UAUAACCAUGAUAUCUGUAUAGGCCGAAUAACGAAAAAAAAAAGGAUAAUCCCAGAAUUAGCGCGUAUCUCAGGAUAAACGGCCAAUUCCAAUGUAAUUAUGAAAUUGUAGGAAUCGUCUAUAGGCACCUCAGAAUUAGUAAGAAAUACCGGAACCCAACGGCCAGCCCCCACCGCACGAGGAAGCUACGACGAGGAAGUCCUCGACUCUUGGCCGGCAGCCGCUGCCGCUCCCGCUCCCGCUCCGAUUCCCCUCCCACUCACCAGCUACCACUCGGCAGUCUUCGGCUCAGCUCUCCGUCCUGCCGCGUGCUUCGACUAUUUCCGCUGGAUCCAAAUGACAGGACCAAUCAGCUGAUGACAUCUGAUGCCGUCCCACCGACACCACCAAUCAAUUGCCGCACAUUCUCCCGGUGAGAAAACUCGCUCUUUGUCACUCACUCUUCCUCUUCCUCCGUCAUUGCCAUUUAUCUGUGCAGUUGUGUGAAGGUAAUACCAAUGGUGGGGGAGAUAGUGUGGGCAACCUUCCGCCAUCCACUCGACACUUCCUAAAGGCUUGCUUCGAGAGUUUCAAGCGUUUCAAGGGACGAUAUACAAAGAAUUCUCAGUCGCUCGUCAGCUACAGUACAGGGCGGUGGUGUUACACACGGUGCAGUCACUGUUUAUUAUUUCACCCCCUCGAUCAUAACCCUCUGACUCAUUCACAAUACUAUAAACAAAACAAUCACAUUAAAGUUAAUACGAGCGAAUGCGCAAACUGUUAAAAUGAUGAGAGGCAGUAUGGGAUGAUGGGGAUAAGAGAACAGUGAUGAAAGACCAAUUGAACUGUUUCGAUCAGCAUCGACUGUGAUUUAAAAAAAAAUUACCAUAUUAAAUAACGAGAGUUGAACAGUUAUUAUCACGUGUUCAGUGGAUUAGUUUUUUGAAGAACUUUGUGAGUUCCGUGUAAUAUGGACGUACGAUUCCACCGAAAAUAAUAAGGUGCUCCCCGGAGUCAAACCCCCUCUCCAAUACUUGUUCGGUUGUGGGAUACAUUUGGAGGGAUUGACCAAUGAACAGUGGUAAAGUGCAAGUUAUAUCGCGAAGAACGGCGAGACGGCUACCAGUGACACUCAUUCUUGGAUUUUAGAGGGAUUUAACUGAAGCUGGUUGAGCACGUGCCGAUACCUGGGACUACAUAAGUGUUAUGAAACUAGUGUCGACGAUCCAAUUGCCACAGCUACCGCCAGUCACCGCCGCUGGCGGCAUGACGGGAAUGGACUCACGUCUCCCACCAGGGAUAUCCCUUCCUUUCAGUCCCACAGAUUUGCUAUGGCGAUAUGGACCCACCAUGAGUUUUCCACCCGCCUCACAUCCAUCAUCUGGUUCACUGCUCGAUUUUAAGAACCACUUGCCAUCCAGUCUCGCUUCAGAUCCUCGUGUAUGGUCUCGUGACGAUGUGACAACGUUUCUCCGUUGGGCAGAGCGAGAAUUCGAGCUCCCUUCAAUCGACAUGGAUAUGUUUCAAAUGAAUGGUAAAGCCCUUUGUCUUCUGACAAAAUCUGAUUUCGGAGAGAGAUGCCCAGGAGCCGGUGACGUACUUCACAAUGUCCUUGGUAUGUUAGCACGUGAUUUCAAUCAACUUCAAAGAUGUAUGCCGAGCAGUCCAGUGACACCCACACGGCCAUCGGCAUAUCCAUUGAGUCCACACUCCCAUCCACCAACGCCAACGUGGGUUGAGAAUCCAUACGCUGCUAAUUUAGCAUCACUCAUGUCAGCCAACUCUGUGACACUAUCGCCAGCACCUUCGGUGGACAGUCAGGCCGGGUCACCGGGCCACACUGAGAAUGGACAUACGCAGAUUUAUAAGAGUGACUCUGAUGAGGAUAAUCAGCAGGGCAGCGGCAGCCCACCAGCAACACCAACGGCACUUACUGCUCAGAGGCUUAGUGAAGUUUGUGUUAAGGACCAACCGAGUCCCACUUUAUCGUCCCAAUUGAUGCCACUUACGCCUGGGGGCUUUCGGCCUGGCUCUAAUGCACGGGAAUUCUUCCCCAGCGAUUCACCCGAACCUAAUACGAAUGGAAGACUUUUAUGGGAUUUCCUACAGCAAUUAUUGAACGAUCCCAGUCAGAGAUACACCCACUAUAUCGCGUGGAAGAGUCGAGAAACUGGUGUAUUCAAAAUAGUUGAUCCUCCUGGACUCGCAAGACUCUGGGGAAUCCAGAAAAACCAUUUAUCAAUGAAUUACGACAAAAUGAGUAGGGCACUGCGUUAUUACUACAGAGUUAACAUCUUGAGGAAAGUCCAGGGAGAACGUCAUUGCUACCAGUUUCUCCGCAAUCCAACAGAACUGAAGAAUAUAAAAAAUAUAUCCCUCCUCCGCCAACAAAUGAGAAUAAAAUCCGAGCCCGACGAGGACAAUACUAUAUCAAACGGCAUGGAGCCGGAAGUUGACAUGCCAACUGAUCUCUCAAUGUCAAGUAUGAACCAACCCUCGUGUGAACAAUCACAUGUACAACCUCUGCCGCUUCUCGAUCCACCAGCAAAAUACCGCAGCCACGCUUACAAUCUGGUUAAAACUAAUCAAGAGUCGGAAGAGAGGAAGUGACGUGAGACUUAACAGCGACUAGAAAUAUCACCAUUUUACUCUCCCUCUUGGUUGACAAUCGUUGUUACGUUCCCGUUGUUAUUUUGUAACGAUAAAAAAAACGAAAUAACACGUGAGUGGUAGCAUUUACUCAAUUAUACUCUCUCUGACGUCCAACGAAUAUGAAUUGAAUAUAAUUUGCUUGUAUUUGGAUGCUCAGGGAAAAUUGAUGAUUUUUCGGUGAAUUCCCACUAAAGAGAAUUCAUAAGUAAAAUGAGGAUUAAAAACGUUAGUAACGUUUUAUCUUACUCGUGUCUUUUGGGCCUCGAUGUGAAUUUAUGUCGAGAAAAGACUGAUCCAUAGGACCGAAAAUAUGCAAUCCUCUCUUCAGCAUUGGAAUAGUGAAAUAAAAUAAAAUAAAAUCGAUUUUGAAACAGUGGUUUGAGGAAAAAAAAAUUCUUCGAUCUCCGUGAGUGGUCGGACGUUCCUUCCUGAAAUAUUUUCCGAUUGUUUAAGAGAAACGCUUCAUCUUUACCCCAUAAUCGAAUAACCCGACGAUCUGGUUUAAUAUACGUUCUGCAAUACCAUAUGAGAUUCCAGUUGGAUUUUCCAUGAAUAUUCCAACGCGUGUUAUUUUAUCGAUUUUCCAUGAAUCAGUUUUCCAAUAGAUUGUUCAUUCUUCACUUUGCCUUCAAUUUUCCCUCACAAAUUUGCCCAAAUGUGUUUUUUUUUUCAAAAUUAUUAGAAACUUUGAUAAAAACAUUUGGAAACGAUAAAAUGUCAUUCAAUAAAUGGGUUCGAAGAGGAGAUGAACCUGGGAUAUUAAUUAUCAAAUAAAUUGCAUCAUUUAAUUUUCUCCCGAAUCUGUGCCAAGAACGUUACCUUAUCACUUAAAGAGAAUGAGUAUGAAAUUUGGGUACGUGAGAAUAACGGGGGAAGAUGGGAUAAAAUGGACAUCGCAUUUAACUCUCACUAGACAAUGGGAAUAUUUUUAUUUCCUAUUUUUCAUCUUCUAGAAUGAACUAUCGGUGAAAUCAAUCUCAAAAUAAAACUCGUUCAUUUCAAGCUCCAUUUAUAUACAGUUCAGUAGCAUUAAUGUGAUAUGGUCUAUUCCCUAUUGAUAUAUAUUAACAAUAGUAAGGAAAACCAAUAUUUUAACGAUAUAGAAACGUCCAUUCUACCCCGACUUCUCCCUAAAUUUUAAUUUAGUCUUAUCGAGCUUCCAUUCAGUACGUUAACUCUUUCAUUUUUAGGGGAUUAAAUCCUCUAAUAUUUUUUAUUGUCGUCCUGUUUAAUACUAAAAGCGUGCAAAUACGUUUGGCAGGUUGCAAUUUCAAUGAUAGACUAUAACUUUUUUUUAGAAAUACAUAAGAAAUAUAUGGCUAAUGUAAAUAGAUUUUUACUCGUAAUGACUGUAAGAGUAAUGAUACAUUAUAAGUAGAUUGAUAAUAGAGAGGAAGCAAUUUGAUAAAGAUAAAUUCUAUCUGAAGUGAGGUGAAAGGUUAAAAAAAACCGUAGGAAAAAUUAAUUCUAUUAAAAAAAAAUCCGGGGCCAGAGUUAUAUUUAAAUUUAUAUAUA
Fopius arisanus is the source of this 4146-nucleotide messenger RNA. It is a transcript of the gene aop, whose product is annotated as anterior open. The transcript is spliced from 5 exons. Gene Ontology annotation, cellular component: nucleus. Gene Ontology annotation, biological process: regulation of transcription by RNA polymerase II; cell differentiation. Bases 1186 to 2589 code for a protein of 467 amino acids. Gene Ontology annotation, molecular function: sequence-specific DNA binding; DNA-binding transcription factor activity, RNA polymerase II-specific. The record is from RefSeq and is a predicted model, not a curated record. Lineage: Eukaryota; Metazoa; Arthropoda; Insecta; Hymenoptera; Braconidae.